Messenger RNA from Leptopilina boulardi, 801 nucleotides. RefSeq names its product enkurin. Gene Ontology annotation, molecular function: calmodulin binding. Lineage: Eukaryota; Metazoa; Arthropoda; Insecta; Hymenoptera; Figitidae. The record is from RefSeq and is a predicted model, not a curated record. The transcript has 4 exons. Bases 1 to 801 code for a protein of 266 amino acids. Gene Ontology annotation, cellular component: acrosomal vesicle.
AUGUCCAACUCUGAAGAUAUAAGGGGAUAUAAAUCGAAACACGGUAAGAGAAUUCGAACUGAAGUGAAAAGCGCUAAACACGCUCAUCGAACAUUUGGUUUACCAAGUGUUCAUUUGAAUUCUCCUUCGGAAUUUUUGAAAAAAAAGAGUCGUCUUUUGCCAGAAAAACAUGUGGCUCACGUUCAUUAUCAUCGACCAGAAUAUCAACACAAACUUCCAGAAUGGAAACCACUUAAAUUAUCAAGAAAAUCUGAUCUUGACGAUCUUCCCAAGGAUUCAACAAUUGUGGGACGAAUCAAUUUUAGAAAAGAAAAUAUUUUAAAAGUGAAAAAAUCUCAACCACCAGAACCAGUGCCAAGAACUGUUGAUUCGAGAUUUGGUGAUGCGCAAGAUUUAAGGACUUGUGGCUUAAUGCCAAUAUACGUAAAAAAGAAGUAUUUUGGCAAAAAGCCUCCGAAACCAAAGAAGGCUCCAAAAGUGAAACAAGUACGAGAAUUAAAACGAAAAACAGAUUUAAAAGAAGCCGAAAAUAUUGGUUCGGAAAAUGAGAGAAACAUUUCGAAACUAAAUCAACCUCCAGGUCGUUAUGUUACUGAAGAAGAAAGAGCAGAAUUGCUUCAUGGCAUGAAAAAAAAUUGGGAAGAAAUGAUGAAUCAAUUUCAGCGUUUACCAUUUUUAAUUGACACUCCACCAAAGGUGAAAAGGAAACUAAAAUUGGAAAAUAAUUUAAAACAACUCGAAAAAGACAUUGAAUUCAUCGAACGUCAUCCCUAUAUUUAUGUUUGUGAUGAUGAAGAAUAA